AUGGCUAAACCAUAUUUCAAGCGCCUCACAAUAGUUCAACUCGGCAAACCACGCCCGAAGUUCUCGGAAUUUGCAGAUGAGGCAAAUGCUAGAAACUCUAUACCUCCAUGUCCCGGACCGAAUAAACCAAUAGUCGAGUUCUCGCCUAAGCUGCCUAAUGUUGUAAUGACCGGCGCGAAUGGAAAGGCCGGUAAUAUUUGCUUAUCAUGUUUCUCUGGUUUCUUGAGCGAUACACCGUUGGAGACAACGGCAUUCGUUGCUGCCAGGCUAGCUUCUGAUCAACUCGGAAAAGUGACUUGCGAUUUGGCACAUGACUAUUCUCAGAUGGCCAUGUCAUACGCCGUGAGUCAGCGGAAUGAGCAGAUAUGGCGGGAUGCGGUAAAGAUGGGAAGCAAAGCAGAGCACUGUGCUGGGAAAAGGGGUAUGGAUGAGGUAGAAGUUUUUCAAGCUCGAAGAAUGAAAGGCGAUGUGGUUCAAUGGCACCAGCUGAAUAGCUCACCGACAGUUGAAAUAUGUCCAUUCUGUUACUGGACAAAGGCCCAUAUGCUUGGUGCUGCGCAUAUGUUCUCUCCGGUAUCACGACAACUACCUCAGGGGCAUGUGCAUAUUUGUUCUAUGAUGGGGUCAGAUACUUCUGAGACAACAGCAACAAAUAGCCCGGAUAAUUUCGAAGAUAGUGUUGCGUGGCGUGGAAGAAUUCUCUUUGAUGCUUUACGACCCGGCUACGAAGCUGGAGACUGGAGCCCUUUGACCUCAGCUGGCCGAAUGCUUGCUACCAACGCUCCGCCGUGUGGUGGUAAUAUACGAGGAUUCUCUCGAGGAAGCAAUAGGCGUUGGUACGGCCGCGUCAAUCAAGCCUACGGCAACCAGAAUGACUGCACAAUCAUCAUCUGCGAAGAAUGUUACAUGCGUUCAGUGAACGGUAAACCUCACGCCAACCUCUUCAGUCAGGAUAUGACAAAAUUCGCAUGCAUCAAUACCGGAUCCGAUGGCUUGAUCUACUGCAGUACAUACACAAACCGUGCUAGAGGGGUGGUACGCCAAUGUGCCGAGACCGGUGACCUGGUCUCAUUUGCUCGGUGGUGGAACAUGCGUGAAGAACUCCGCAGAAAGAAACACUCAUGGAAUCCCAUCAUUGAAGUACAGCUACAGAAGGAAAAGCUCGCUGAUGCUCAUAGAUUAACACAGGCCAGGCUAAAAGCUAAUGCGCAAAUAAAUACCAUGGCAAGAUUGGGAUCAGCUGGUGCCGCCGAACUUGCGGCAGGGGAUACAGGUUGGAGAUAUGGAAAUUCUCAGGUUGGUUACGGAUUCUGGACUUCAGGGGCUGCAGACGCGCAAAUGGAUUGGAUAAGAGCAAGCAAUAUGCCUUCAGGCUUCGAAGGAAACCCUAUCAAUUUGGUCAUGGAUACUCAGGCGAUCCUCACGCAGGCCCGGCAGGACGAGCUCAAUUUUGCUGCUGUUGAGUAA
Talaromyces stipitatus ATCC 10500 is the source of this 1467-nucleotide messenger RNA. RefSeq lists its product as uncharacterized. Bases 1 to 1467 code for a protein of 488 amino acids. Lineage: Eukaryota; Fungi; Ascomycota; Eurotiomycetes; Eurotiales; Trichocomaceae. The record is from RefSeq and is a predicted model, not a curated record. The transcript is spliced from 2 exons.